This is a messenger RNA of Paramecium sonneborni, 704 nucleotides long. The record is from the annotation of a GenBank genome assembly. Lineage: Eukaryota; Ciliophora; Oligohymenophorea; Peniculida; Parameciidae.
AUGUACUAAGCAGAAGGAUUUAAAACUGUAGCUUCUUAAGGAUCCAAAAAUGAAAAUAAGGAAAAAGGAAUUGUAGACAACAAAAAUUCUAAUGAUCAAGAGGUAGUUAGAUAUAGUAAUUCUUAAAUUAGAAUUAGAAUCCUUAAUAGAUGUAAGUUUCUCCAGAUUAACCAAUAACAACAAUUCCAACUCGUCCAUCACUACUAAAAAUAGAAAUAUUUAUCGAAUUAUGUACUUUGAUUUUAUUUAUCUACACAUGCUAUGAGUUUUUCUUUGAAUACUAAAAACUUCCAUCAACUAUAGAUAUUGAUUUUGGAUCCAGAUCAUCAUUCAAAUAAGUCAAUAAACAAUAUUUAAUAAUAAUACUAGUAGGAGCAAUCCUUCUAUAAAUCUUAAUAUCCAGUUUAUAAUUAUUCACACAUAAAUUUAAGUAUGAUGUAUAUUUACAUUCAAGAUACAGGGUUGCAAUCAACUCAAAAAAUUGUCAUUUGGUUUUUAGAUAUAAACGUUAAUUUCUCAGUUUUGAAAAGCUAAUUACAAUGGGAUUAUUCAUGUAUGACACAAUUUCGAUAUUUAAAAUAAUUCAAAAAUAAUGGCAACCAUUGGCUUUGUAUUUAUCAGCUCUUUUCAUUUUACCUUAUAUCAUAUGUUGGAUUAUAUAUAAUAAAAUGAUUAAUUAAUUGGUAAAGAAAGAAACAAAAUGA